AGCCAGAGGAGGAGGAGGCGCAUGUGGAGGAGAGAGAGAGAAUGCGGGACUCUUGGAAAAAGACGCAUCUACACUCGGUCCAUCAAUGAGACAUCCAUCCCGAGCACAGGAUGCACAGGAUUAUGCUUAAUUGAUGCUGAUGUCGGGAUUUCCUUUUUAACCCGCUAAGGCUCUAAUAUUCUAUUUUCUGAGAGAAAAAUAUUACAAGAAACUCGCUCUGAAAAGCACUCUUGUCUCUUCAUAACUUGCGCGAAGGAAUCCGACGGCUUGGCACGUUGCUCCACUGCGGGAAAAAGAGGAGAACGCAGCUGGAUCUUAAGGUAAGAAAAGAUCCAGUAGAGGCACCCAGACUUUUUUUUUCAAAUUAUUUUUUAUUUCUCUUCGGGGAUGUUAGUUCAUUUUCCUUGGCGUCCGGAUAGCCGAGCAGUGUUUUUUUUCUUCUUUUGUGUAGCCUAGUGGUGCUGCAUUGCAGUUUCUAACUGUGAAAAACGCGAGAAAAGCCGCUGUCCCAAAUGUGACUGGAAUAAAAAGAACUUACAAAUGGCAUUAUGAACUAAUAAGCGUCCUCGUAGGACAACGGGAUACUCUCCGGUUUGCUGGAAAGAAAGGCGUGAGGAAGAGUGAAGUGGAUUAAUCAAAGGCUGAUGAAUUAGUUUUUUUUUUUUCUUUUUACGCAGCAGGAUGGAUUUUUUGAUAUCCCUGUGGCAUGAGCAGCCCAGAAAGAUAACGGAGUCAUUAUAGAAGUUGAAAAACCCUGCCGAGUGUAGGAGAAGAAAUAAAAGAAAGGAACCUGUACCGCUUAAGUGAACUACUGUGGUGGUGCAGAAGCGGUUCCCCGGACCUCAGGCGGCAGCCCGCAGAGAGUGAUAGGGAGAAGGUAAGAAAGGAUAAAUCAAACACCCACGCUGUGAGGUACACAAGACCACAAAACACUAAUAGAGAACAGACAAGCCGCAGCUCGGAGGUAGACGGAGACGAGAAGAAGCCAUGCAGAGGCUUGGUGCAGUGCACUCCUCCGCGGCGCAGGCUCUCAGCCUCGUGGUCUUAGUGCUGCAGCUGCUGACUCAGCUACCGGGUGCCGACUCAGCUCUCCGGUACCGGGUGGCGGAGGAGGGUCCACCUGACGUCAAGAUUGGCAAUGUGGCCGCCGACCUGGGCCUCACGGCAGGUACAGGCAGCGGGGAUGUCACCUUCGCUCUGGAGAGCGGCUCUGAGUUCUUCAAGAUAGACAAUGUGACAGGUGAGCUGACGACAGGCCCACGACGCAUUGACCGAGAGAAGCUCCCCCAGUGCCAGAUGAUAUUUGAUGAAAAUGAGUGUUUCUUGGACUUUGAGGUGUCAGUCAUCGGGCCACUGCAGAGCUGGGUAGACUUGUUUGAAGGCCGUGUGGUCAUAACAGACAUCAAUGACAACACCCCUUCCUUCCCCUCACCUGUCCUCCAGCUCUCAGUUGAGGAAAAUCGCCCAAUAGGCACCCUUUACCUGCUGCCCACAGCAACAGACAGGGAUUUUGGACGAAAUGGCAUUGACCGCUAUGAGCUGAUCCAAGAUGGUGGAGCUGGGUCAAGUUCAACAAGACGCACAGCAGGAGGAAACCCUAUUACUAGAGUGGAUGGACUUGGGGACCGAAGAGGUAGAAGUGGAGAUAAUGGAGGAGCAGCCAGGAGCACUGUGUUUGAACUACAAGUGGCAGAUAUACCAGAUGGUGAAAAACAACCACAGCUUAUUGUGAAAGGCACAUUGGAUCGUGAGCAAAAAGACUCAUACGAGCUUGUCCUCCGGGUUCGAGAUGGGGGGAACCCACCACGUUCUUCCCAAGCCCUGCUUCGUGUUUCCAUCACUGAUGUGAAUGACAACAGCCCACAAUUCGAAAGGUCAACAUAUGAGGCAGAAAUGGCAGAAAAUGCUCCUCCAGGUACACCUGUCCUCCAAGUCAGAGCUUCAGACCGUGACAUUGGAGUCAAUGGGCAGGUGGAAUAUGUCUUUGGAGCUGCUACUGAAUCUGUCAGGCGACUCCUGCGGCUGGAUGAGGCAACUGGAUGGCUGAGCGUUCUUCACAGGAUCGACAGGGAAGAGGUGGCUCAACUGAGGUUCACAGUAAUGGCCAGGGACAGGGGUCAGCCCCCACGCACUGACCGAACCACAGUGGUUUUGGCUGUCCGGGAUGAAAAUGAUAAUGUCCCAGUUGUAGAAAUCAGAAAGAUUGGACGGAUCCCAGUAAGAGAUGGAGCAGCAUUAGUACCAGAGAAUGUUCUGGUGGACACACCAGUAGCUCUGGUGCAGGUGUCAGAUCGAGACCAGGGAGAGAAUGGGGCUGUGACCUGCACAGUUGUAGGAGAUGUCCCGUUCACAUUGAAACCAGCGGGUGAAACAGCACUUCCACCCUUACCUGUAGAUGAAGCCUUUGACAGGAACAAGAAAAAAUACUUCUUACACACCUCUGCCUUGCUGGACUAUGAGGUCACCAAAGAGUACAGUGUUACCAUUGUGGCAGUAGAUUCUGGAAGCCCCAGUCUGUCCAGCAACAGCUCACUGAUGGUGCGAGUGGUAGACAUCAAUGACCAUGCCCCAACCUUUGCCCAGAGUGUUGUGGAGGUCCACUUUGCCGAGAACAACUCACCUGGUGAAAGGGUAGUCACUGUGGUCGCCACAGAUGCAGACAGCGGCAAGAACGCGGAAAUUGCAUAUUCACUGGACCCUGUUGUUAACGGGCCAUUUUACAUAGACGCAGAUAACGGAGAUAUCCGUGCAACCGGUGUUUUGGACCGUGAGCAACGAGAGAGGUAUGAACUCCGGGUAAUUGCCAAGGACAAGGGCACGCCCUCUCUGCAAGGCUCUGCUACUGUUGUUGUUCAGGUGACUGACCGCAAUGACAACGCACCAAAGUUUGUUCAGGAAAUCUUUACAUUCUACGUCAAAGAGAACUUGCUUGCCAACAGCCCAGUUGGCAUGGUCACUGUGACUGACGCUGAUGAAGGUGAGAAUGCGGAACUUAGUCUGUUUGUAGAGAUGGAUGGAGUUGAUGAGAAGAAGACAGGAGAGAAGACGGAGGGAGAAGAUGGAGAGAAGGAGCGAGAAGAGGUGUUUUCCAUUGAGAACAACACAGGAACUAUCUUCUCCUCUGCAUCGUUUGACCGUGAAAGGCUUUCCACCUACACCUUCCGUGUUCGGGCUGUGGAUGGAGGGGAGCCACGCAAAACAGCCACUGCCACUGUCUCACUCUUUGUGACAGAUGAAAAUGACAAUGCCCCUUCAAUCUUCUCUCCAGCCAAUGAGUCCUACACCCUCCUUCCACCUGCCAGCAGUGCCCGCACUAUAGUCAGGACUGUAAGUGCCACAGACUCAGACACUGGCCCUAAUGCAGAACUUCGCUAUGCUCUGGUGGGGGGAAAUCCCUUCAGACUGUUUGAGAUUGGCCACAUCAAUGGCGUGAUCACCCUGGCAGAACCGCUGGAGCGGCGCCAUAGAGGUCUGCAUCGCCUUGUGAUCAGGGUCAAUGAUAGUGGGAUCCCCUCUCUCUGUGCUACUGCCCUGGUUCAUGUCUUCAUCAACGAGAGCUUGGCCAACGCCACCCUAGUGGAUGCACAGGUGGCCCGAAGCCUGAUGGCUCCACUGUCACUGGACAUUGCAGGGGACCCAGACAGUGAGCGUGCAUUAGGGAAACAACGCCUCAGUGUAGCUAUUGGUGUCUUAGCUGGAGCCGCAGCGGUCAUCCUGGUGAUCCUCCUUGUAGUCACAGCCCGGCAGUGUGGAGCUCAAGGCAAGAAUGGCUAUGAGGCCGGUAAGAAGGAGCCAGAGGAGGAUUUCUUCAGUCCUCCAGGGGCUCAACCACAGGCAGGCCGUGGUGGGGGAUCAGACCGUGGACGCAAACCUCGGCGGGACAAACGCAACGGAAGUGGCGGCAGUGCAGCCGCAGGAGGAGGAAAGUCAGACAGAUCACUCUACAGUGGUAUCGUCACAGUAAAUGGGCUGCGUCGCCACGCCAAUGACGACGAUGAUGAGGAUAUGAGCAGUGCUAGCGAGCGCCUGGCAGCCCGCUACUGCGCUGUGGACGGUGACCCCGGCAGCCCGCGAAUGGGCGGAGGCAGGAGGCACCAGUCAAGCCCAGAUCUUGCCAGGCACUACAAAUCCAGCUCACCUCUCCCUGCAGUGAAUCUACAGCCCCAUUCCCCCCCAGCUGAGGGAAAGAAGCACCAGGCAGUCCAGGAGCUGCCUCCCUCCAACACCUUUGUGGGCAGUGGGGGUUGUGUGGGGAGUGCCGGCUCCAGCAGCAGCAGUAGUGGGGGCAGUGGCAAUGCUGAUGCCAUGUCCCUGGGAUCUGACCAGUGCUCAGAGUACGGCUGCCAGACUGGGAACAAGUACAGCAAACAGGGGACCCUUCGCCGGGUGACCUUCUCCGUAGUCAGCCAACCCCAGGAUGGCGGUUGCUAUGACAGUGGCAUGGAGGACUCGGAGACACCAAGCAGCAAGAGUUCAUCAGGGCCGCGACUGGGAGCCCUGCCGCUGCCUGAGGAAGGCUACGAGCGGACCACACCGGAAGGCAGUGUGGGGGAGGAGGAGCAUGUGGAGAAUGAUGCCAGACAGCUGCCAGAUGUAGCUCUGACAGGAAAGUGUACCAGGGAAUGUGAUGAGUUUGGCCACUCUGACACCUGUUGGAUGCCCGUCCGCCCAUCGCCUCGCCAGCGCCAGCGCCACGGCAGUGACCCCCCACGGCUCUCCACCUUCACCCCAGGAGACGACAACAACAAUCUCCGUGGUAACGACCACGAGAGUGACAGCGAAAGCGCCGGCAGUGCAGGGAGCUCAGAACCAGGGGUGGUCAUCAGCGGAGAAGGUCAAAGACUACCCUUAGCCAACGGCGAUCCUCUCGGCACCCUGGGUAGUGGAGACCGCAACAGGAACAUGGGCGAUCACAACCGUAACCUUCUGAACCGCAAGAUGACUUCAGCAUCCUAUGACACAUUCAGCAGUGCAGGCUUUGGGAGGCGCCAGCAAGAGGAGGAAGGAGGAGAAGGCCAGAACCCACCUGAGGUCAUACCACUGACGCGGACAGGAGGGGACUACAAGACCACGUCCUGCCUCACGUUGUCACGCCGCGAGGUCUACCUGUGACAGCCUUGCAAUGGAACAAUCACCACACCAUUCCCUUUUCUGAAUAAAGAGGGAGGGUGAAGACUGUACUGGCAAGUCAUCAGUUUGGAAGGCCUUUUAAAUCUGUGAAGAUGUGAAAAUGUCAGAAAAGAUGUUUUCCAAAAAUCAUGUAUCAAUUUGGAACUUCUGGAUUCUGACUAAUAUUUAUAGGCACUUAAACUUAAGCAAGUGAUGGAUCGACUCUUUGGAGAGCUCUGGCCAGGAGUACUUUCUAAAAAAAAAUUAUCUUUUUUUAACUAUUAGUAAAAGCUGCCUACAGGCAAAGAUCCUAUUAUGUCCAUGUAGAGGAGGACAACUUCAUCUCCUCUUCUUUUUACCUGAAUCCAAUGCAUGUCUGACCCUCUGGCACAGAGGAAUGUGUGUGAAGAAGAAAGAGAUUAAGACUGAGUAAAUCCUGAUGCUAUAAAUGUCUUGGCGCAAAGAAAAACUUUCACUGAGGCUGCAGCAAGCAAGAUUUGGACUCAACUGGAGAACCAUCUGCUGUAAAACCACCAAGGUUUUAUCCAGUCAAAACAUGAAAAGAAGUAACGGGUCUUUAAUUGAGCUAUUUGGAUUUAAUUCAAGCCAAUGAAACUUUGUAAUGCCUAAUCAACUCUAUCGUAACACAAGACGGGGAUAUUAACCAAUCAACCUGCAAAUCCCGUGAGAAAUUUAACAAGUCAUAAACAGAGUAUCAAAGUACCAACAAAAGUAUGGUCACUGUACAGUUACAAGAUAGAAAAAAAAAAGUGCUGAUCUCAAAAAUCAGGUAUUGUUCUUCAAAACAUAAAGGAUUCCGAACAAACUGCAACAAUGUGAAAAGAUAGAUUUUUUUUUACAAUAAUCAAAUGUAACCAUUCAGAAUACAAAGUUCUCAUAGAGUGUCAGUGGUGCCACAGUAUUCCUGCGUGUGUGAAAGUAUAUGUUUAUUAUUUUUUGCCUUCACACCCAGUCUGUAUGUAUAUAUGUGUGUUUGAUAAAACAGCAGUGUUGUCUCUCAGCAUUUCAGAAUAGACUGAGGUGCUGAGAUCUCUGCUAACCUACGGUAUCCUUACAGUGUUCAUGUAUCAUAAAUGUUCUUUCACACACACAUGCACACACACAUACAGGCAUGCACACACAAAACCUCCAAGCAUGUAAACACAAACUCAUACAGUGCUUUUACAGAAUGUGAACAUGCAUAGGGCCACAGUUUAUGACAUGAUUCAGUGGCCAUGUAACAUAUAGUAUAUAAUAACUUGCAUUACCUUUCAUACAGAAACAUUAAGCACACACACAAACACAAACACACACACAUACAUAAAGCAUAUUAGAACAUAAGUAGGAACACAAACCCACAUUAAGAUGUGCGCAGUUGAUAUGCACUAUGUGUGUAUGUGCUCUUAAUCAUAAUUUUAACAUAUUGCCUCUCAUUGAAUUAGCUGUAGCAUUUUGCCUGAUCCCCUCCAGCCAAUAUUUAAACAUGAAAUGUAUUUAAAUAAUUACUCAUCUCUCUGACUGAUGUGUGGGGCUACAUUAAAGGGAAUCUACUGUAUGUAAUGAUAGACAAUGUGGGAAUAUGAGAUAUUCUGCAUACUGUAAGUAGGACUCAUAGAAAAACCAAAUUUCUGUAAGAAAAAAAAAAAGAAAAGAAAAAAGGACUCUGCAUGAAAGAAAGAUAAUGCUAACUUUUUUUCUCUCUUUUUUAAACCACACGCCUUUUUUGGAUACCACGCCUAUUUGGAUACAUCUGUAGUACCUAUAUGUGUAUAUAUAUAUAUAUAUAUAUAUAUAUAUAUAUAUAUAUAUAUACACAUAUAUAUGUGCAUAUAGGGAAAUGGAGAUAAUGAUGGCAGCAAGGGAGUUAGCUUCAGUGGAUUAAACUGUUCCUUCCUUAUCAUGGAGAGAGUUUGGGGUAACCUUGGGCCUCUCUCUCAGUUUCCAGAGCCUUGAGUUGGCACGGAUGGUCCCACAGGCUGCAACAAAAAAGAACACAAUGUAAGUGUGAGCUCAGAGUUCUGCUGCAACCCUUUUUCACCGCACAGUGCCGACCUGAACACGCCCAUACUGCUGUGCUGAAUCGCGCAGAUAACAGACUCCCUCACAUUCGUCCUUCCCAGCAGCUACUGCACGACUCCAGACACACUCUGCUGCACUGGGCUGAAGAGUGGGUGUGGAUCGAGGCCAGCACAUCUUAAUUCCCAUCAUCAGUGUGUGGUUCAGUGGUGUGAUAGGGAUAAUAGGGUUAGGUCGUCCCUGUGGUCUUAAUGAGUUCCCUUUCUUCUCUCUUCUCCUCCCUUGAUCUGUGCUGAUCUCAUUAAUGUCUGGCUAGGCGAAUGUAACACUGAAAAUUGCCAGUAAGUCUGUCUCUUCAUUUUUCUGGUUGUUUUGGAUCAGAUGAAGCAGAGGAGACAUGGUUGUUAAGGAUGUACUGCAGUUUAAUUCAUAGAUUCUUGUACUGCAUAGUUAGACUCAAGAGCAACACUCAGGUAAGAUGUGCAACAAUGCUUAACCUACCAACUAACUACUUGUGGUUUUUAUGUGGCCACACACACACCCACACAUGUUGCUUGACUGUCUCCUCACUGAAAGAUGUGCAGCAACAGUAAAGUAGUAAGUACCAUGAUGAUUGUUUAUUUUACAAUGGUAAUUAGGGUGAAAAAUGGGUGUAUUCUAUGUGCGUGACUACACUUUGUAUACCUGUAUAUACCUUCAACUUCACAAUUCUGUGACUGACACCUUUAGCUUGUUUUAACCCACUGAUCUACUUACUCCCAGAGCCUUCAUUACCCCCAAAUCCCUAACAUGGCUGUUUACUGAGCUCUGUUGUUGAUGAACUGUGCGGUGGAUGAAAUGAAUCUCAAGGCCCAACAUAUGGAGUUAUUCUGUUCAUGGAGCGUUCAUGUUGAAUUAGUGAAAACAAUAGUAACAUCCUGCAGGGAUUCAUACACCAAGACACAGACGGACACAUGCUCAUUCUCUGGGAGAAAGAGUUGAGAUAAGUGGGUCUUGAUCCCUUGGAUGCCUGAAAGGUCAUAAGGAACUAAGGUCCAGUUUGUGAGUUUUGGAAAGAGACUCUUGACACAGCCCUGCCUCCUCAAAGUGGCAGAUAUUUCUUCAAACUGCUGUUUUAUGGCAGUUUCAUUAUGGCACCUUUCAAACCCUCCAAUCCGGAAUUAAGGGAACUUGCUGUACAUGAAUCAAUGUGGGUGUGUAUCUUCUUUUUAUACUGCACGUUUAAACAUGAAUAUGUUUCAAUCUACUGCAAAACAGUGAGGGGAGACAGACAGAGAGGAGCAUAACAUCUGGGAUCUAUCACCAACCAAUCAAGACAUUUUUAAAAGACACUUCAGUGGACACCAUGUACCUGUCAUCCCCCCUCGUGCUGUUACCCUUAUAGCCAUGUACAGAUAAAACUACACUGUAGAACAGAAACUGGAAACCAUAACAGACAAUGGCAUGCUUAAGGUCUUCAAAUCUGCACUUGAGAAAAAAAAAGAAAAAAACUGUUAUUUUUAUUUUCCUCUUCUUUGUUUUAUUUUAUUACGGGGGCUCGCUCUGUUUUUGCUGCUCCCUUCCUGUAAUUACAUAAUGAACUAAUUGCAUUUGCUAUGACGAGGAAGAAGAGGACCUGUCGACAAAUGGUUUGGUAUGAAGAUGAAUCAUGUAAAAGUUUGACUUUGACAUUAAAAACUUCAAACACU
Thunnus maccoyii (southern bluefin tuna) is the source of this 8813-nucleotide messenger RNA. It is a transcript of the gene pcdh7a, whose product is annotated as protocadherin 7a. Gene Ontology annotation, cellular component: plasma membrane. NCBI's taxonomy places the organism in Eukaryota, Metazoa, Chordata, Actinopteri, Scombriformes, Scombridae. The transcript is spliced from 5 exons. Gene Ontology annotation, molecular function: calcium ion binding. Gene Ontology annotation, biological process: homophilic cell-cell adhesion. The record is from RefSeq and is a predicted model, not a curated record. Bases 988 to 5112 code for a protein of 1374 amino acids.